Sphaeroforma arctica JP610 is the source of this 161-nucleotide messenger RNA. The record is from the annotation of a RefSeq genome assembly. NCBI's taxonomy places the organism in Eukaryota, Ichthyosporea, Ichthyophonida.
AUGGGAAUAUUCACCCGAUUUAAAGACGCGGGUAUGGACCCUGCAGCUGACCCGUACUUUGGAACGUUCAUUGCGUAUGCACAGUGUGCGUACGACAUACUGCAACGGGAAACAACUAUCGGUGGGUCUAUUGGUGCUGAUUUGGUUAAAAGGUGGAAUAG